Messenger RNA from Paramuricea clavata, 9912 nucleotides. The record is from the annotation of a GenBank genome assembly. NCBI's taxonomy places the organism in Eukaryota, Metazoa, Cnidaria, Anthozoa, Malacalcyonacea, Plexauridae.
AUGGCUGCGCAGUAUGAGGAAGGUAGGUGAAAUAUAUUAUACCUCAAAUUUUAAUUCUCCAAUGACAAUACGACCUUUCUGCCAUGCAUGUGUGAGCAGGUUCAGUUCUCUAUGCAAUAUAACUAUGAGAUCAGCUGGAUUGUCCAUUUUGUGUCUGAAAAUCGACAAAAAAACUCAGGCAAAACCUAUAGUCGCUGCGCCUAGAAAGCCCGAGAGAACAGUACCAUAUGAAUAUUUGCAAAAGCCUUACUGUACCUAUGUAAUUUCUGUAACAGGUAAUAUUUAUGAUUGUCAAAUAAACUUGUCUUUCUUCAACAGAAUUGUUUGAACAAACAGGACAGUAUGAACCAAUUACAACUCGGAUUAGAAAUAUACUCCGAGAGUACAAAGAUGGCGUUGGUGUUUUCAAAGAGCUGAUCCAAAAUGCGGACGAUGCAGGUGCUACUACAGUCAAAUUUUUGGUGGAUUGGAGAAAGGGUCAAACGGGAAGCCUAUUCUCUCCUGGCAUGGCCGAAUGCCAAGGUCCAGCUCUAUGGGCUUACAAUAAUGCUGUGUUUACUGAUGAAGAUUUUGAAAAUAUCAACAAGCUAGCUGGAGAAACGAAAGUGGAAGAUAUUUCGAAGAUUGGUCGGUUUGGGCUUGGUUUUAACGCUGUCUAUCACCUCACUGAUGUACCGAGUUUUAUCAGCCGAGAGCACUUGGUCGUAUUCGAUCCAAACACUUACCAUUUACAACGUCACAUUAAGGACAGGUCCCGUCCUGGAAUUCAUAUUAACCUUGCUACGAAACCAGAGUCCUUAACACGAUACCACGACCAGUUUCAGCAGUACAAUGGCAUCUUUGGUUGUAAUACUGUACAAAGACGCGAUGGCUUCUACUUUAACGGAACAUUAUUUCGCUUUCCAUUUCGUACGGCUUCCCAAGCAAGCAGUAGUGAUAUCUGCAAAAUUACCUAUGGUCGAGCCAAGAUUGAAGCCAUUGUUUCCAACCUUUGCGAAUGUGCUUCGACUCUGCUGAUCUUUUCCCAACAUGUGAAGGUGGUAGAAGUCUAUGAAUUGAAUGGAUCGAGUCUGCCUGAAAAAAUGCAAUUGGUGUUAUCUGUAAACAAAGUGGUGAAGAACAAAACACCGUUCAUUGAGCAGUGUGCAAAAUGGUGGGAACGAUACCGUGAAUCUCAAAUACCCUGCACUGAAUAUCCGUCUGGCUGUGAGCUUGUUAAAAUUGUGACCAGAAAAGAACCAUCAGAAUUGAGUGGAUGUCGCCGUAGAUACAACAAUGAUCUGACAUGGCUUGUGGUAUCCACCAGCGGGACUGACGCCUCACUUGCAGUUGCACGUUCACCAGAAGGGCGAGCUCGUGGUUUUUUACCCUGUGGCGGAGUAGCAUUUGUUCAGAAAGUUUCCAGGAAAGAUUCCAGCAAGUCGGAUGUCGCUUCACAUCCUUCUGGGGAGCUGUUUUGUUUUCUUCCGUUAUCUAUUCUUACCGGGCUGCCUGUGCAUGUGAAUGGCUACUUUGCUAUCAUGUCCAAUCGCGUUGAAAUUUGGAAACGAACGAUUAUGCGAACUCAGCCUAUCGAGGUGGAAUGGAAUGAAGCACUUAUGGAAGACGCAUUGGCCAGAGCUUAUAUCAUGCUCAUUGAGAAAAUGAAAGAAUUGAUUGGCAAUGUUCAGGAUUACAAAUUCCACACUUUGUGGCCAAGUAUUGAUGCCGUUGAUAUGAAAUCCUGGGAGAAGUUAGUCCAGAAAAUAUGUAGUGUAUUGUUAGGGCAGCAGUCUAAGCUAUUUUACAGCGACGGAAUAUGGAUGAGUAUCACUGGUGGUUUCUUGUUGAGCGAUGAUUUUAACGAUAUCUACGAGACUGUAGUGGAAGUGCUAAGAUCACUAGGGAUACAUGUUUUUAACCUACCCGGUAAAAUUUUGCAAACUUUGAUGAAGGUCGACCGACAGGGUAUCUUGCAACGACGUACCUUGACCUUUAUAACAUUUGUGAGACAAUACUUCUUCCCAAAGGUCAAAACCCUCAAUGCAACUCAGCGAGAUGCUAUCGUUUGCUUUUGUUUGGAUCGUAUCCUAAAAGGAAAUAGAUUAUUUCACUCUUCGUGUAUUGAAGAGAGCAGUCUCUUUAAACAAAAUGCCUGUAUUUCAGUGUCACAAAAUGGGAAAACCCUUGCGAAGCCUUGUGAACUUAUCCAUCCUUUCAGUCCUGCAGCUAAGUUGUUUUCCGAACAAGAUCACCGUUUUCCAGUUGGAAAUGGCCUCCGUGAUUCUAAGCGUCUGUAUGUUUUGGAAACACUUGGUAUGGUAAAAGACCUUGAUUGGACAGGAAUCCACGAAAGAGCUCAGUCUAUCGCCAAAACUAAUGAUCUAGAACGCUCUCAAAAACUAAUCGAAUACAUUAACAGGCGAAUAGAUCAACUGCCAAAGCCCGAUGGGUCUAUCAUUCAAAGGAUAAAGUUCUUGCCAGUUUUAAGACAUCCUGUAGAUGAAUACCUUUUACCUUGGAAAGGAUCAACAGGGUCUGCUUUGCCACUUUUUUGUGCACCAAACGAGGUUUUUCUACCAGAGGAUGCCAAGCUGGUCGGCUCAUCUUCUUUAAUUGUAAACACAUCCGACGAAAGUGGUUGUGGAGAAAUGAAUGCUAAAGUGAAAGAUCUUUUGGGAUUUUCGAGCCAUGUGCCUACUGAGGGGUUGGUGAUUCAACAGUUAGACGAAGCGAUUAAGUUUUGGAAAAAGUUGUCCGAAGAGGAAAAGCAAGAUAUGAGGAAGAGAUUCGCCAUUGAAUCCGUCUGCCGAAAAAUUUACAGAUUCUUUAAUGAUAGGAUCGUAGAGAAUGCAAGAAAUCGUUUCCUAAACGAGCUAGGUAGACGAAAUUGGCUGUUUCUUCAAGGCAAGUUUGUGCAAAGCGUGAAAGUGGCUCAUAAUUCUAACGGGAACGGAGAUCCAUUUUUAUUCAGCCUGCCUUCCGACUACAAACGGAACUAUCAACAUUUGUUUGAAGCGAUGCAAAUCAAACAUUUUUUUGGUGAUGUCGACUACAUCGGUGCUCUUUAUGAAAUAGAAAGCACAAAGCAAGGAAGUGUUCUAACAGAAAAUGAAUUACACAUUGCAGUAUUUUUCAUCAAUGAAAUUGAUGUCGAAAAUCCCACUCUGAAGAAUUACAUCGGCAACAUUCCACUGCCGGACAUUAACGGUAUUUUGCGCCGAAGCCAAGAUGUUGUUGUAAAUUUAAGUUUGUGGUUCAAGGAUCCUGAUGACAAUCUUAAAGUCCACGAGAAGAUACCACCACAAACGGCACAAGCCCUGGGCGCUAAACCGUUGAAAAAUGUUAUACUGAAGAAGUGUUCACAUCGCAUUGGCUAUGGAGAGUCGUUCGGACAAUACGAGGAGUUAACUGACCGACUGAAAGGAAUUCUAGAUGGAUAUCCUCCUGACGGAAUACUAAAAGAACUCGUACAAAACGCUGACGAUGCUGAAGCCUCACAGAUACAUUUCAUACACGAUACUCGGUCUCUGGGAUGUGAAAAAGUGGCGACAGAAGACAAAACAUGCAAAGAAAUACAAGGACCGGCGCUGUGUGUGUACAAUGAUAGACCAUUUACCGAAAAAGAUCUCGAGGGAAUUAAGAAACUUGGUAUUGGAAGCAAACGAGAUACCAUUGAGACAACUGGGAGGUAUGGAAUUGGUUUCAACUCAGUAUACCAUCUUACGGACUGUCCAAGCUUUCUAUCGAAUGAUGAUACCCUAGUGAUUCUUGAUCCCCAUCGUCGCUAUGUCCUAGACGAAGAUCCUGGCAAAUUAUUCAAGCUUACUGCAAAACUCCGAAAUGAUUGCUCCGAUACACUCAAUGGAUAUCUUGGUGACCAUUUUAAUUUACAAGGCUCGACAAUAUUCCGUUUUCCACUGAGACAAAAAAGAACUGAAUCAAAGAUAUCCAAUAUGUUUCCUAACAUGGAGAAACUUCUAAAGACCUUUCAAGAAGAAGCCCGAAAGUCGUUGUUGUUUUUAAAUCAUGUUAAGAAGAUAACACUCUCAAAAAUUCAUCCAGACAACAAGCUCGAAAAAAUAUAUCAGGUCGAGACCGUGAUAGCUUCAGAGGAUGAAAAGAAGCGCCAAGACAUGGCACGAAAGAUUUGUGAGCUUAAUGACACUCCAACAGCAAAAAUUGGAUGUGAAAGAGUCAAUUACACCGUAACAAUUAAAGAAAACGCGAAAGAAGUCGAGAGAUGGUUGAUACAGAAGUGCAUUGGAUCUAUCAUCACUACAAAGAAAUACGGUGAAAUUCCUGAUGGUCGCAAACUUGGUCUUUUUCCACGUGGUGGCUUGGCAGCUCGGCUAUGGACACGAUCAUCAUCCUCUGGAAAGCAACCGGCGUUUCGUGGUAUAGUGUAUUGUUUUCUACCUCUCCCCGAGAACUGCACUAAUCUACCAGUUCAUGUAAAUGGUCAUUUUGCCUUGGAUAACAACAGACGACGUCUUUGGACGGAUACAGAUGGCAAGGGGGAAAGGUCUAAGUGGAACCACUUUAUGAAUACUUGUGUGUUACCACCUGCCUAUGCCGCUUUGAUCCAGGAAGCUCGUAACCAUCUUUGCAAUGACGAGGACGACAACCAACUGUCACGUUAUCAUGCUUUGUUCCCGAAAGUUUUGAGUGAUACGCCUUGGAAGACUCUUACGACUGAAUUGUAUCGCUACCUGGGACAAACGAGAGCAAAAGUGUUGCCAUUGCUAGUUCCAAUCGAGUCAGAAAGGGAAGCGACUACCAGUUUCUUACAACGUCUUCCAGGAAGUAGCUUCUUCUCUACUGUUGGUGGAUUAAUGAUUUCCUACAUGAAGAAAACGGACACUUCUGAAACACAGCCCGUUAAAGUCAAGUUUACUAGUUGGCUUUCAGUUGACCAAGCAUACUUCGUCAGUUCUGGUGUGGAGGAUGAUUUCCUGCACUUGUUAAUACGAAUUGGCCUCCCCAUUUUGCUUCACGCUCCACGCCGAUUACACAGUGGUUUUAGAUCAGCAGGAUUAAUAACUUUGCAUGAAAUUAGUCCGGGAAGCAUCAUUGAUUUCCUAAGAGAAUUCGAAUCGAGAAGAUCCUUAUGUAAGAUUGACAAUCUUCCAGAAAAACUGGAAACCACUGCAGUCAAAACUGUUCCAGAAUUGUCAGCAUUAAUAGAAUAUUGUUGUAAAGAUAAAGAUUUUGGCAAACAGUUAGAAGGCUUGCCUUUGCUACUAACAGAAGAUGGUUACCUAAGAGUAUUUGAUCCACGUCAACCUGUGUUUCUUUCUAAAUUUGGCGAUCUUUUCCCAACGCAGUCACACUUGUUUGUUCACUCUAAAAUUGUUUGCCAUAUCCCGUGGACCGCUACCAAAUCGGAAGAAAACAUCAUCCGCGAGUUUACUGUGCGAGACUUUGCAGAAUUGUUGCCACAAGUGUUCACAGACAAAGUGUUAAGAGCUAUCAAAAAUGAUGCAAUAUGGAAAUUUCCAGCCGAAGGGAUACUAUCUGAACAAUGGUUCAAAAAAUGUUGGGACUUCUUACAAAACCACGCAAAGGCCGAGCCUGAUGAAGACUUUGUAUCCUUAAAAUGUUUAUCAGAAUGGCCUGUGAUUCCAACAACAUGUGGAAAAAUUGUGACGAUCAAGGACGCAAAAACUGUCUUGGAUAUGACAGCCUCUGGAACCGAGUCUGCAGAGCAACUAAAUGUGCGCGAAUUCUUGAGUAAUUUGAAAUGCCUAGUGUUGAACAAGGACAUCACUUUCAACGACGGACAUUCUAGUGCUACUAAUCAUAUUACCGAAGACUCUGCCACGAUACAGAUACCUAGCAAAAACGUUCUUGAAAGGAAAAAAGCUGUCACUGAUCCUUAUGUGGCACACCCUCACAAUGUUGUUGACGUCUUGAAAGUCCUGCAUCAUAUGUUGAAGACAAGCAAGCUGAACCUCUCAGAAAUACAAGAAGAAGAAAUUCACAAUUUUCUCCAGUUCGUGCAAGAUAAUUACGAAAGGUCGGGGCUGUUGGAACAAUGCAAGAAAAUGGUAAAGGAUUUACCGUUCCAUAAAGCAUUGGAUGGACAGUUUGUGAGUUUGAUCGAUCAGUGUUCUUCGUAUGCUCUUAUUCCUUCUGGCGUUCCAACACAACAGCUAGACGAGCUUCAACAGCGAGCUAAAUGUUUUUUCCUGAACUCUGAUGCUUUACCUGCACUUGAUAAACUUUACAGCGACCUUGGUGUUAAAGCUGGUCAAGAUGUCACGCAGUUUUACGUGGAGUAUGUCUUCAAACAUUUCAGCAUGUUUACUAGAGAAAGCCAAAUAAAGCAUCUUAUUUACAUCCGUGAUGAGUACCCAAUUCUUGCUCACAAGAAGAUGUUAGUGAAGAGUAUGACUGAAAGUCCCUGUAUUCCUGAUCAAAAUGGCGAUCUUCAUUUCGCUUGGGAAUUCUUCGAUCCGAACAACGAAAUGUUCAAAAUGUUUGAAGAUGAUUACGAUAUGUUCCCUCCGGCGCCAUUUAACGAUACACAUUGGUUUCAUCUGCUUUAUGAUAUUGGACUGCAAGUUGAUAUUACUCCUCAAUUAUUCCUACAAUUUUGUACGACGGUUGCCAAGGUUGGAAAGGAGGACUCUAGUAACCAACGGAACCGCAAACGAUCUGAAGUACUAGUAAAGUGUCUAUUUUUCGAGAAAACCUUGCGAGAUGAGACAUUUUUAUCUCUAGUAUCGCAAAUCAAAUUCAUUGCUCCAGCCAAAGUGGAAGAAAAACUAACCUCAAUACACGAGCAGCACCAGUGCCCAGGAAACGCCAAACUACCUUUCCUCAAAUUCAUAGAUGGAGUACCGUGGUAUUACAGAAAUAUAACUUGGACAACCGCUCCCAUUCUCCCAAUCUGGGCACAACCAAACAACAUGGCUGAAUUGAAAAACCUUCGUAUUGCUUGCUCCGGACCAAGAUAUACAAAUGUUCUUGGCCAUCUACAAAACGUAGCUAAAUCAUACAAUCCUGACUCAGUAGAUAGUACUCAAUUACAUGAAAUCACCAAGUCCAUUUAUCAGUCUCUAUGGAAGUCCACAAAAUGUUGUUGUCGCAGUCCAAAUGACGAAUGCAGCGAUAUUUGUAUCGAUAUGGGUACUUGCCUAAAGAAUGUUCCAUGCAUAUUUUUACAAGAAGAUAAAACGUUUGUGAAAGCAGAACAAAUGGUGUUCAGACUUUCUGAAAACAGCCCUUUGAAACCAUUCCUCUAUCCUGUACCCCGGGAAUUUGGGGAGUUGGAGCAUUUUCUCAAACGACUUGGUGCAACUGAGAAGCCAACACCGUUACAGAUUGCUUACGUUCUCAAUUCUAUAUACAAUGAAGGCGGAGAAGGGGCACUAUCUACUGAAGUGGAGGAGAAAGUCAAGUAUGCUAUGCAUAUGCUAUUUGAAUUACUUUCCAAGGGCGAAAGUGCUGAUGGAAUAAAUGAAUUGUAUUUACCAAAUCAAAGUAAGCAGCUUGUCAAAUCCUGCGAAAUGGUUUGCAAAGUUUCGUCACGUUUUACGGAAGUAAUUGAAAACCUCCAACGUCCGAUCCUUUUACGAUUCGAAGAGUGCGGACUUAACAAGAUUGCUGAUGAUUACAUCGACGCUUUACCGAAGCGUUUACGUCCUACGAAAUUUGACGAAAUAUUCCGGGAAGAAGUCGAUCCCGAGUGCAAUGUUUAUAUCUGUCCAGAGGCUCAACACGGUUCCACAUGCAAAUUCCAACAACAAUUUGAGGAUCUGUUGCGAUCUGAUCAGUUUCAAGUGGGGCUUAAACGUUUACUUAUGGAAAAUCGCCAAGAUCCUCAAGAAUUUGAGCAAAGAAUGAAGAAACUGCAAACGGAUGUUAAAACGAAGUGCACGGGAUUUGAAAACAUAAAGAUCCAUAUUAUCGAUCGUAAUACCGAAGAAGUUGUAGAUAAAUUGGAAGACAGUUGUUAUGCAGUACACGGUGAAAGCACAUGGUCAUUGUACAUGCAACACGACUUUAAAGAUGACAAAAAUUCAGUUUCAACCGGUACUUGUGUUAACAAGAUUCUAGGAGAUUGCAUACAAAAAGAAAAGGGAAUGAUUGCAAUGUUAGGCUGUUCUUCUCCAAGUGAAAUCACAAGAGCGUUGGAUAAGCUUGGUAUUACUCGGAGUACUUUCAAAGCUGAUAAUGAUUUCACUGAUUUUGAUGAUGAACAAGUUCCUGGAUUGGGUCUUGGUGGUGGUGGUGGUGGUGGACGUACAAGGUAUAGCAUAUAUAUUUUAAUUAUUUUGAAACCAGUUGUCGAGCUCUAAUCGUAAGUGAUGCCAAUGUAAGGUGUAUGGGUAAAUCUCAUGUUUAUAUAUAGGCUGUUGGGUAGAUUGCAUUGAAGGUUUUUGUUAACCCAGGAUUAGCCUAACCGGUUUUUGAGCAACUGACUCCAGACCAAUAAGUGAUAUAGGAAGAACAAUUUAGAAAGAAGUAAUAGAGCUACCCAGUAUAAAUAGAGUUACAAUCACGUGCAAAAUUACUGAAACAGGAAGGUCUUAAUUUGUCCCCUUUCCCUUUCAUAUAUUAUUGUAAACAGGAUAUAAAGGACAGUCAGCCGAAAUUGUUUUCUCAAAAAUUACAGAGAAAAAGAAAACGUGAAAAGUCCCAUUAUCUUUGUACUUGAUUGCAUGUAGCUAGAUUUAGAAUUUAGCUCGAAAGGUGACUUGAGAUGGCCUGGAUUACGGUUAGGAUAAUGUUUAGUGCUAGGAUUAGAUUAAUGGGAUAAAAGUAAGGAUUGAGAUUUGGUUCAGGAUGAAGUUAAGGUUACAGAACACCUUUGAGUGUUAAUUUUGCCUAAAUUUUUUUUUUGGUUUCCAUGAAAGCGUUAGACUAGUUCUGCUAUCUGAUCAAGUUUGGACGAAAAAUGUUGAAAACUCGCAGAGUUAUUUAAUAAAAUACAUUUCGCUUGCAAUAAGAAAAACAUUCAAAAUGUAAUAUUCAAAUUCAAUUUUCUCCCGAAGAAUUUUACGGCAAUUACUGAUUUUUAAACGAGUUGUGCUCCUGCGGAUUUUAACGAAUUUCUCUCAAAUUUUCACAGGACAUAGCUAAAGACGUCAGUUUCAAAAUUGUGUUCGGCUUUGUUCUAAUUUUGGACAUUUUAAUAAUGAGCAAUUCACACAAACGAUUCAGAAAAAUAUUGCAGUCGUGCAGUUUUCCUGAAUAAUUCUUACAUUAUUUUAUUGUUUGUCAAUUUUACAACUUUAUCAUAUUUUGCAUGCACUGGUUAACAUUUGGUGAAAAUUUGAUGAAAAUCGGACUGAUUUUGAGCGCGCAGUAGCGAUUUUUUCCACAAAACGCCGAAAAGGGUGUCCUGUAACCUUAAAUAUUAAAUCAGGAUGAAGGAUUCGGGCUAGGAUUACGAUCACAGUUGAAAGGAUUACGUGCAAGAAAUCACUGCAUUUAAUCACGGUUUUUAAAUAAACGCAUUCCAGGAUUAGAGAUGAAAUUGAAGAUGAAAGAUUUUACCCAAAGAGCCGCGAGAAAGCCAUGCGAUGGCUACAACAAUCUAAGAGUGAUUUGCAAAGUGCAAGAUGGUUACUUCGAUUUGGUCCACCUUUCAGUGCUCAUGCAUGUUUCCAGAGCCAGCAGGUCGUUGAGAAAUGCUUAAAGGCCAUGUUAUUUUACUGCUGUGGUAUCCCUGGUCGAUUGCUCGAGUCUCACAAGGUGGACGAACUAGCGUACAAGCUCAUUGAAGAAACAGGAAAACCGGACGGAGCGGGAAUGCAGUCGGUGGGAAGAGUUGCCAGGUAUUACCUAAAUACUCGGUAUCCCAACUGCCAACAAUCCAAUGUCGUUCCAGCUGAGGCGUUCAACAAGAAUGAAGCAGAAAUGGCGGUUGAUGCAGCCUCGAAAGUGCUGGAAUUUGUUGAUGAAUACUGUUUGGAAGAAUAA